AUGAAAAGAACAAAAUAUCAGAAUCAAUCAGAAAAUCAAUAUAUGUUAAUUAAUAACUAUAAAGUAACUAAAAUACUUGGAAAAGGUGCCUAUGGAACUGUGUAUAAGGCUAUCAAAACAGAAAACCAAAAAGACACAAGUAUUAUUGUUGAUAAUAUAGAUAUAGAUGAAAACAGUAAUCAGGCUUCAAAUUAUUUUAACUUUAAUCAUAAUUCAUUCAUGCCUUCUUCUCAAAUAGAGAAAAAAGAAGAAAAUUCAAUUCUUAAUAUACCAAAAUUAUCAUAUUCAAUGAAUUUAAAUAAUUAUUAUUCCAAGAAUAAAAAGUCAAAAAAAUCUUCCCAAACUGAAAAAUAUUAUGCUAUUAAAGCUUUUGACAAAGAUUUAUCUAAAAAAGGUAUUCAUCCAAGUAUACUUAGAGAAAUUGGUAUUCUUAAAGAAUUAUCAAGCCAUCCAUUUAAUGAAUUAUUUAUUAAAUUAGAAGAUGUUAUUCUUGAAAACGAUCGUAUAUAUGCUAUUUAUGAAUAUGGUGGAAUUUCAUUAUUAUCUUUUAUUGAAGAAAAAUGUGUAUCUAUAGAUAAAAAUAAUUAUCAUCCAAUCUUAAAUCUUCAAUUUGGAAUUAAUAUUUUCUUUCAAAUUGUUAAUUCUAUACAAUCCCUACAUAAUCUUGGAAUUGUACAUCGUGAUCUUAAACCUGAAAACAUACUUAUUAAUGAAGAUAAUCUAAAAAUCAAAAUUGCUGACUUCGGACUUGCAAGAUCUAUUCGUAAUCAUUCAUACACUAAUUUUACUAAUGAUGUUGUUACUAUAUAUUACAAAUCACCAGAACUUAUUAUUUAUUCUAAUAUGGAUAAAAAUUAUGAUAAUAAUGAUAUUAAUUACAAUAAUUAUAUACCUGAAUUUUCUCUUCCUUUCUCCAUUGACUCCUGGAGUAUUGGUAUUAUUGCACUUGAACUAUUUCUUAUUAUUUGUAAUCAAUAUAAUUUUCAAGAUCAAAACCAAAGUAAUUCAUUAUAUAAUACCAGAAACAAAAAAAAUUUAUUAAAAAAUACCAAAUUCAAUCAUAUUAAUUAUCAUAAAGAUCAAAUUGUUUGGUCACCUUUUUUUUUUGAAGGUAAUGAACUUUCAGUUUUGGAUUCAAUCCAGAAAUUUCUUCAUCCAGAAGAAAAAAUUAAUAAUCUUAAGAAAAUACUUUUACCUCUAUUUCAAUCUUAUCCAAAAAUCUUUUAUCUUAUUUCAGAAUUACUUGAACUUGAUCCUAAUAAAAGAUGUUCUUGUAUUCAAGCCUUUCAAAUACUUGAAAAAUUUAUUUAA
Cryptosporidium ubiquitum is the source of this 1311-nucleotide messenger RNA. Its product is annotated as protein kinase. The record is from RefSeq and is a predicted model, not a curated record. The coding region runs from base 1 to 1311 and encodes 436 amino acids. Gene Ontology annotation, biological process: protein phosphorylation; mitotic DNA damage checkpoint signaling. Gene Ontology annotation, cellular component: nucleus; cytoplasm. The transcript has a single exon. NCBI's taxonomy places the organism in Eukaryota, Apicomplexa, Conoidasida, Eucoccidiorida, Cryptosporidiidae. Gene Ontology annotation, molecular function: ATP binding; protein serine/threonine kinase activity.